Messenger RNA from Physella acuta, 771 nucleotides. RefSeq names its product ficolin-2-like. The record is from RefSeq and is a predicted model, not a curated record. Lineage: Eukaryota; Metazoa; Mollusca; Gastropoda; Physidae.
AUGACGUCAGACCCCACAAAGAUACACUCCAUCGGGCUGAUGUGCAACAGUUCAACAGGUGUGAAUCUAACGAUGACAAGCACCUGUCCAGGUUCCAAAUGCCCAGAUAAUCACGUGAAUGUGGGAAACAACCCGACCUUUGACCCUUUCAGCCCUAAUGUCUACAAAUCGUGCCGUGAUGUCAUCAGCGGGGAAACAAGAAAGGUCGUGACCCUUACAUCCGGGCUAAUCGUCAUGUGUGACACAGUGACAGACGGUGGAGGAUGGACCAUCUUCCAAAGACUUGUGUCUGGGACCGUAGAUUUCUACCGCGGCUGGGAGGAGUAUAAACACGGGUUUGGGGAUUACGGCAUGGGGGAAUUUUACCUCGGCAAUGAAAACAUUUUCUGUCUGACUUCUAAAGCUGCACAUGAACUUCGGGUUGAUCUAGUCUACAACGGGACCUACUACGCCAAAUACUCCAGCUUUAAACUGUCCAACGAGUCUGUGGGUUACAAGCUUUCUAUUUUGAAUUACACUGGCAACGCUGGAGACUCUCUAGUAGAACACAACAAUCAUAUGUUUACAACUUUCGACAGGGAUAACGACGGGGUGACUAUCAACUGCGCGGUGAAGUACAUAGGGGCGUGGUGGUACUCGGCUUGUCACACCUCUAACCUGAAUGGCCAAUGGGGAAACAUCAACUAUGGAAAAGGCCUGAGUUGGCAGACUAUAACUGGCUACUACGAUAACGUGUUGGUCUCGGAAAUGAAAUUUAGACAAAUAAUUUAG